Drosophila hydei is the source of this 4770-nucleotide messenger RNA. RefSeq lists its product as uncharacterized. The record is from RefSeq and is a predicted model, not a curated record. The coding region runs from base 1 to 4770 and encodes 1589 amino acids. The transcript is spliced from 9 exons. Gene Ontology annotation, cellular component: microtubule organizing center; mitotic spindle; spindle microtubule. Lineage: Eukaryota; Metazoa; Arthropoda; Insecta; Diptera; Drosophilidae. Gene Ontology annotation, biological process: mitotic spindle assembly. Gene Ontology annotation, molecular function: microtubule binding.
AUGUUUUUUCAGCGCAUUUUCGAGCGAAAAGACACUGCGGAUAACACAGCCCUGCCAGGUAAUGGGAAUAACGACGCCGAAGAGACUGACACUUAUCAAUUAGGCGAGGCGAACAAUGUCAUUGGCGAGGACAAGGACAGCAAUAACAACAACAAUCAGGCAAAUAGCAGUGCAGACUCUAAUAAAAUGCAGCGGCGCUAUGAGCAAACUGUAACUGCUGUGCAGCUAACCUCGUUGUGGGAGCAUGUUUUACGUACGCGUCGAUUGCCGGAAACAAUUUGCCCAGCCGCAAUGUUUACCGAAUUCCAUGAAAGGCUGCAGGAUCCCGAGUGGCAGGUGCGCCAACAUGCAUUACGCGUCCUUGUCGACGUGUUGAUGGUAAUGCGCUCUAAGGCUGACAAGCAUAAUAUGCACUUUUUAAUUGAUUUAAUCAAAAACCUCGGACAUCAGGCGCCGACGGUGCGCAAAGGCGCACUUGACUGUUUGCGAGUCUACCUCUCGGAGACAGGUGUGCCCGAGAUGGUAAUGCUCCAGAUACUGGACACUGGCUUAAGCCAGCAUUCAAUCUACGAUGAACGCCUCGGCUGUGGGGUGCUGCUCUCACUCCCGCCAUUACUGCAAUCGAUUUUGCUCACGCCACAACGUCAUUUCAUAGUGAAACACGUCGUGGAGCGACUAGUAGAGCGCUUGCAACGCCAACAGACACAGCAGGAGAUUAUUUUGAAAGUGUUAGCCAAAAUAAGUGAGCUGUUGGGCGUGCAAGAGUUUGAACAUUACUUGAACGAAGUGGAAAGUGUCGAUGGGUUGUCACUCUUCAAUCAACUGUGCAAAAUAUAUGGAAUAUUUAAUAAGCCCAAUCGUGCUGAAGGUGUAAAUGCAGGGGCUUGGAGAGCUCUACCGCGAGAGCACACAUGGCGAGCGUCGAAUAUUGCGCAGGAUCCGAAAGAAGUCCCUCAUCCAGAGAAAGGAAAGGUGAUAAUGGAAACGGAAAUCAAGAUCAACGAUGAUACACUUACCAUGCGAAUUCUAGAGGCAGAAACUGAGACCGAAGAGACGGAUAGCCCCGUUUUAGAGGCAACGGAACUCGUCUGUCGCCCACUCCCCGCCCAACCCCAACGAGAAAUGGAUGCAGGAAUACUGCAGAUAAUCAGCGACUCAGAAUUGGAAGAAAUGAACGAAACUGAGAUUGGCACUCCCUUCCGGGGCCUGAAACGUGUUACCUUCGGUGGGGAAGUUGUUAAAAUGCGCACACCCGAUAGUGAUGCAGCUUCCUCUACCCAUAAUAUUGAAAGCACCGUUGCAGAUGUGAAUGGACAGCAAACUGGUAAGCCACAGUCUUCUUCUUCUUCAGUGUUAGAGGUACCACAACAAGCAGACAACAAUGAAGCUUUCAAGAUGUCAGCCCUGACAUUGGAGAUUCCCAGUGACAAUACUAAGCCCCUGCCUCGAGCCAGAAGUGCACAAUCGCCACAGCGAAACAAGGGCUUUCUGAAGGAACAAGCAACGCCAAGUACUAAUGCAGCCAACUCAUAUGCAUCGCCCAGUAGAGAUGGGUCUCCUGCUUACCGCAGCUGUAGCAUCAGUCCGGCAGGCAGCAUUACUGCCAGUCCGAAAGUACCCCACAAAGAAAUCGAAGUGCUACACAAUCUUCAGCGUGAAACCGAUCCCUCGCCUCGCUCUAUGCGGCGAAGUGAAAGUCUGACUCCACCUGCAACGGCAACCGUUGUACAAGCAAAACCACCACCAACGCCAAAUAACUGGGAAGAUCUGGACAUUGUCAACUAUAAAACUAUAAUGGACUUGCGCUCAGGUGAUUGGCGCAAUCGACUACAAGGUAUAGCCCAGCUGGAAAUAGCACUAAGCCUAUCAAGCAAUCUGGUUAUGGUGCAGCCCUACCUAGACAGUCUGCUGCGCACAUUACUUUCCUCAGAACGAAACUUCGAAGUAGCCGAGCUCAAGCGCGAAGUUCUAGUUAAUUUGAUUUCACGCCUGCCACUGGACAACUUGGAGGAGAGGACGCUUCAAAUACUGUCGGGCCUGUGUCGCCAAGGCAACGCUGGAGCAAAUCGUGUGUGCAAAGCGCUAAUGCAACGCCUGCCAGCAGGCACUAUUGUUGCUAAAUUAACUGCGCCCGACUACCUGCAUGCUAAGAGCUCAAAAUUUCGUGACCAUGCGCUGCAGAUGUCCAUCUACUCACUGAUGUCAUUUCCCGGCACAUGUUUCGACAUAAAUAUCCUCGCAGCUCAAGUGACCUAUGCUGCACUUAAUCGUAAGCGUCGCGUUCGACAAGCUGCCCUAGAGGUAUUUUCCGUACUAGCUGAUAUAGCCUCGGUGGAUGAGGUAUUGCAAAUUGUUGCCGAGACAGUCGAGAGUACCGAGGCAGGUCCUGCUCUGCUGACAGCUGUAAAAACGCGCUUGUCCCGCCUCCAGUUGCCCAUUAUAACAACUGAUGGAUCCGUACUGUACACAUUCCACAAAACAGACCAAGCUGGGAGAAUGCGCUUCGGAGCAGAUGUGGACUGGAUCACGCAAGGCGAGGGCUCAGCUUCGCCAAAUGCUGUUAAAAGACGUCGUCAGCAUUUGGCAAACAGGAAACGUUUGCUGCAGGAAAGCAAAGAUUCGGAAGACAUGGCGACCCAAAGGUUUCAAAUGGAUGAAAACUUGCACCGACAUUCAUUCCACUCCCCGCCCGAAGCUUUGGACAUGUCUCGAGCCUCCAAUGACUUUUUUAAAAAGAAAGUCUAUAGUACUAAUGCUAACUAUAUGGAGCGUCGCCUAGGAGCCAAGGCAUACUCUGAAUCAUCAAUGGAUGGCAGAAGCACUGACAGUACGACAACGUCGUGUAGUAGUGGCAGUGGAAGUGGAAGUUUUAUUCAGUUGACUCCUUGUAAUGUGGCCAUUAAUAGGCGCUUGGUUCGACAAAACUCAAGAUUUCCAAUUAUGAAGCGACAAACGGACUUUAUUACCAAUUUUAUGCGCAAUAUAGAGCGAACACCUUGUCAAUAUAGUUUCGAGGACACGAAAGACCAUCCGAUUGUGAAUCAUGGUCUACAAAAACCCCAAAAACAGCAAGGCCCAAAGGAGCCAGCCGCACAAAAAACUUUUCUGGAGCAAAAUUGGCUAGAAAGAACAAGAGCAAUAGCAAGAGUAAAGGAAAUUGGAAAUCAGGAUUUCAAUCACCAAUUAGAAUCAGCACCGAACAGAGAUGUUCUAAAUGCUUCUAAAUGCAAAGUCAAAGCCGAAACACCAAUUCCAGUUACAACAGCCAUCGGACCACAGGCAAGCAACCACAAUGGCGAAGGCUCUCCCCUAUCGAUCAAGUCAACAAGCUAUUCUCAGAAGUCAACUGCCUCGGCCAAAUCAUACGAUGUAGGCAAACAGACCGCAACUCACUCUGCGGAAAUGGAGGCAACGGCAACUAACUUAGAGACGCAAUUCGGGGAGCUAGUAGUGGACGAUAUUGAAGAGGAAACGGAGUCACCCUGUCAGGAGCCCAUUUUAAAGCGGAACGAAAGCGUUAGCAGCCUGCAAAGCAAAACGGAAAGCAUUAAGACACAGCUCGAGGAUGCAACACCACAAAUGUCGCGUGCCCAAUCUAUGAAGUCCUUGGCUAUUGAGGAAGAAAUCGAAAGCGCCAAUAGCUUUGUCGUUGUCGAGGAACUGCAGAACGAGCUCGAAUCAACGGCAGUAGAGUCGGCAUCCCUUCACGAAUUGCCAGAACUAACACCGAAUAUUGGAACACUGCUCCCAGCCGUCUCACGAGUCUCAUCUAGCAAUAAGUCUGAAAUUUUACAAGACGAUAGGGCCAUACAAUCACGCAGCAUCUCACUCGACUCGCUGUAUAGGCGGCGGCCCAAUUCCAAGCAAGACUCUCUGGACAUCAGCACCAGCACAACUGAUAAUAGCUCACAAACCGGCUCUCACCUCGAGCAUACCAAUAGGUUGCCGUCGAAGACCCAGCACACACCGCUAAAGCAAAAGGCAAAGACUUCAUAUUUAUUGCGUGGGCAGCGACGCGUCUCACCCGUGAAGCAGGCCAUCCAUAUGUCACAGACGGAGUUGUUCCCACCGACAAUGUCACGCUUUGACAAGCCACGGGAAGCUUUAAUCAAAACAUUUGAUCAACUCGAUUCUAAUAACUGGGAAGUCAACAUAACAGGCCUGAAAAGCAUGGUACGCCUGAUCCGCUACCAUGCGGAUUUUUUGGAUAGUCAUAUGCAUAUGACAAGUAUUCAGCUCACUCGUUCUGUUCGCAACCUGCGCUCGCAAGUAGCUCGCGCCGCGUGCCAGGUCGCAACGGAACUGUUUACGCUAAAAUGCAAAUCAUUGGAGUUGGAAUGUGAUGACUUGGUCUGCGCCUUAUUGCACCGCACAGCGGACACAAAUCGUUUCCUGCGUGCUGAUGCCACCCGUGCCUUAGAGUCGAUGGUGGAUCACGUCCAGCCUGCGAAAGUACUCAAUAUAUUGACAAGCAAAGGUGCUCAGCAUCAGAAUGCCGUAGUCCGAACAACGACGGCUAAGCUGAUGUUUAGACUGGUCGAACGUUUAGGCUGCGAUCGUAUCUACUCAAUGGGACGUGAAAGUCGUGACAAAUUCUUCAUGGUCGGUGCAAAUCUUUUGCUUGAAGGCAGCCUCGAGACCCGCAGCUAUGCCAAGUCGUUAUUCCGAGCUCUGUCAGAGCACGGCAGCUACCAGCGCCUGCUAUUGGAGGUCAUACCACCGCGUGUAUAUCGAAAUGUGGAGAAGACUUUAAGAAGCAUAACCCGCUAA